Molecule: messenger RNA, 1622 nt
Organism: Cornus florida
Lineage: Eukaryota; Viridiplantae; Streptophyta; Magnoliopsida; Cornales; Cornaceae
Product: premnaspirodiene oxygenase-like
Exons: 5
Coding region: 1-1587 (528 amino acids)
Molecular function (GO): oxidoreductase activity, acting on paired donors, with incorporation or reduction of molecular oxygen; iron ion binding; monooxygenase activity
Source: RefSeq, a predicted model, not a curated record
AUGUCUCUGAAUUGGAUCUCCAAAAACGUGUCUAAUGACUUCUGCGAGGGUGUUCGGGCAAGAUUAGUUGACAAGGACUUUGCACCAAAGGUGCCUGAUAUUAUAGACAAUGCAUAUGUGAUUGUCAUCUGGUCAUUGUCGGUUCCUGUUGAUAGAUGUAAACGCUCACAGAAGCUGCAGCCACCAGGUCCAUGGAAGCUACCACUUAUCGGUAACUUGCACAAGAUGGUUAGUCCCUUACUGCACCAUGUUUUGAGGGACUUGGCCAACAAAUAUGGGCCCAUAAUGCACCUCCAGCUCGGCGAGAUUUCAGCUGUAGUCAUUUCCUCACCACAAGUAGCCAAAGAGGUGUUGAAGCAGCAUGAAAUCAGCUACGCACAAAGGCCUCAAACUCUUGCUGUUGACAUCAUGUCAUAUAAUGGCUCAAGCAUGGUCUUCUGUCCUUAUAGUGACUACUGGAGACAAGUACGCAAGAUUUGUGUCACUGAACUCCUAAGCGUCAAGCGCGUCCACUCAUUCCAACCCAUGAGACAACAAGAAGUAGAGUAUCUUAUACAACUCAUUUCAUCAUCUUCUUCACAGGGCCUAAUUCCCAUCAAUUUCAGUGAGAAGAUAUUCUCAUGGUCCAAUACCAUCAUUUCCAUGGCUGCAUUUGGUAUGACUUGCAAAGAUGCUAGCCUCUUCACACAAAUGCUGCGCGACUUGAAUAAACUCGCAGGAGGUUUUGCAUUGCAUGAUAUAUUCCCUUCACUUAAAAUUGUUCAUUUCAUUAGUGGGACAAAACCUGCGCUGGAGAGAAUGCACCGACAAAUGGACAAGAUUCUAGAUUCCAUUGUUAGCGACCACAAAGCCAAAAGGAAAAACAAUGAUGUAUCUGCCAUGGAAGAUCUAGUUGAUGUGCUUCUAAAAUUUGAGGAGACCUCGGACCUCAACUUCUCUCUCACAACUGACAACAUCAAAGCUAUCAUAUUGGACAUUUUUGGAGCAGGAAGUGAGACUUCUGCAACAACCAUAGAAUGGGCUAUGUCCGAAUUACUAAAGAACCCAAGAGUAAUGGAGAAGGCACAAGCUGAGGUCCGAGAGGCAUUUACAGGAAAGAGCAAUAUUGACGAAGCAGAUGUUCAAGAACUAAAUUAUUUGAAAUUGAUUGUGAAAGAAACUCUAAGGUUACACCCUCCCACUCCCUUGUUACCAAGAGAAUCAAGAGAAAUAUGUGAAAUUCAUGGAUAUGAGAUACCGGCUAAAACCAAAGUGUUGAUCAACAUGUGGGCGAUAAAUAGAGAUCCAAAACAUUGGGUCGACGCAGAUUGCUUUCAACCAGAGAGAUUCCUUGAUUCUCCCAUUAGUUUCAAGGGGACUAACUUUGAAUACAUCCCAUUUGGUGCAGGUAGGAGGAUGUGUCCCGGUAUAUCAUUUGCUAUGGCAAGCAUUGAACUUGCACUUGCUCGGCUGCUCUAUCAUUUUGAUUGGAGACUCCCUAAUGGAAUCAAAUCAGAAGAACUCAACAUGACAGAGAUAUUUGGAAUAAGUUCUAAGAGAAAAUAUGAUUUGGAGUUGAUUGCCAUCCCCAUGUCCUCUGCUGUUUGACCCAAAAAAAGGUAUGAAAUGAUGUAUGAAUAAUC